AACUACAGAAAUAACACAACAUUAUAUGACCAAAAAAAAGUCUUAAAAAGAUGUGUAUUUUUAGAUUAGCAGAACUAAUCCUCCAUUAACUAGGAAUGUAAAAAUGCACAUGCACAUGUGCAUGUGUGCUUCAACUCAAGACAUAGACCAGACAUGAAAAAUUUUAGGUGAAACAUUUUAGCUGCCAAAAUGAUCAGUUGAAAACAUAAGAACAUAAGAGGGUAUGACUAGGGAAAAAAGCAACAGUCAUACAUGUGGCAUAAAUGCUCGCUUAGAAUUUGUAAUUUUUCAUUCUGUUACAGUGUGCCAGAGUUUGAUACUCCCAGUGUGGAAUAUGACAUCCAAGACAAAGCAGAUAAAACAAGAUACCAUGCGUGCUGGGAAAAACAAGCAAGAAGCAAGAACCAAGAAUGGAGAUAUAUCCAAAGGAAUAAGUGACAUGGAAACACUUGUCAAAGAGAGGAAAUUGUACUUGCAGAAGGAAUACAAGAUUCUCACUGAACAUAUGAACACAUACAUGGGAAGACUGGAGCAUUUCCUGCAGGAGAACAAAUUUCUAGAAAAGGAAGCCCAACGGAAUCAGGAAGAGAGCAAUGCUUACCUCUCUUAUAUAACAAAACACAACCAGAAGUGCCAGAAUCUGAUAAUAACACUAAAUGACCAGAAUCACACUGAUCUGUCUCAAGUUCGGAUGCAGAAAGAGAAGGUAAUCUCACAGUAUACAGAAAAAGAGAAGGAGGUAAGGAGCGCUCUGAUGAAUAUGGAGACAAAGUAUUCUCUUAUGAAAAAGGAGGUUGAAGACCUGCAGCCUUUCAAAGAUCCAUCUGUUCAGCUGGAACAGAUGAAAAAGAUUAAAGAGCUGGAGAAGGAAUUGUUGGUCACAAAGAUACAGCAUUCAGAUGAAAUGCAGAAAAUCAAGAGCAAAUUUCUGCAGGCCAAGGCUGACUGUGAGAUGGACUUUCAUCAGAAGAUCCAAGUUCUCACCAACAGAGCAGAAGAAGCAGCAAUACAAUCUCUAAUUCAGCAUAUCAAACAAGUAAAAGCAGAGAAUUGGCAUCUGCGCCAGGAAUUGCUCAGACUCAUCCAAUACUCAAAAAUCCUUAAAGAAACCAAAGUUCAACUGAGAGAGCAGCAGCAGCAGCUUCUUCGGGAGAACAAAUACACUCAGGACAUGGCACACAUGCGCCACUGGUUACACCAGCAUGAGGCACACAACACAAAUGGCGAAACCUACAGCUCUCACAGCCCGUUCAGAUGUGUCCAUUAACCUAAAAAAACACUUCUCCACUCCUUGCUCAUGCCAAUAUAUCAGUAGACAUAGCUGGACUGUCAGCUGUUGCCACUAUUAGUUAGUUAACAGAGUAUACAGAAGUAAGCGUUCUGCAGGUGGAUGAAAGGAUUGAUUUACAUAGCUCAUGCUCAGCAUGCAAUCCAGACCACAGAUCUUAAAAGUAACCUCAGCUUUAGCUUUCAUGACAUCUGUAUUAAGACAUUUGAAACUGCAAUUCUUUCACAUCCCAAAAUAAACAAUGACAUUUUCUCUUUGAGAUCAGACUUUGAUGUUUCAUUAAUUAGUAAUUUACCAUGGGCAAAUUAUAUUCUUAGACAUAGUGAGGCAAUCUCUAUGUUACUUUUCACUACAAAGUACAUCUACUGAUACCAUAGUAUGAACCAAUGUCAGCCAGCUCUUCCUUUCAGCAACAUUCAUUUUCCCAAAUCUUCUACGUGGCAAGGACUUUAUUUUACCUUCUCCUAGUCUCCAAAGGAGAGAAAAUAAAUAUGCAAGCAACCAAAUCCUU
Aquila chrysaetos chrysaetos is the source of this 1799-nucleotide messenger RNA. It is a transcript of the gene CCDC166, whose product is annotated as coiled-coil domain containing 166. The record is from RefSeq and is a predicted model, not a curated record. Lineage: Eukaryota; Metazoa; Chordata; Aves; Accipitriformes; Accipitridae. The transcript has a single exon. Bases 224 to 1267 code for a protein of 347 amino acids.